Styela clava is the source of this 1119-nucleotide messenger RNA. Lineage: Eukaryota; Metazoa; Chordata; Ascidiacea; Stolidobranchia; Styelidae. The record is from RefSeq and is a predicted model, not a curated record.
AUGGUGUUCUGUAGAUUUCCGGACAUAAAAUCUAACAGGAUAGUUGAACAUUAUCUAUUUUGUCAACCAGUUGGAGAAAAGGCAACUGCUGAAGCAAUUUUCAAUAAAAUAAACGAGUUCUUUGAAGAAGAAGGGUUAGAUUGGUCAAAGUGCAAAUCGGUUACAACAGAUGGAGCAGCAGCAAUGCGAGGCUCACAGAAAGGUUUGAUCGAGAGAAUUAAGCGAAAGUCUCCAGAAUGCAUAGGAAUUCAUUGUAUUCUCCACCGCGAGGCAUUAGUAACAAAGAAACUUGAACUGAAUGCAGGUGACGCUAGUGGUAAAGAAAAUGAAUUACACGAUGUUCUACGGGAGGUCGUAUAUUUUGUGAAUACGAUUAAGAAAAGUUCAAAACAAACGAGACUUUUCUCUAAACUAUGCGAGGAAACAGCCGCCACUUCCAAAAAACUUCUUUUACAUUCAGAAGUACGGUGGCUGUCCCGAGGAAAAGUUCUUUCUCGUGUGUUUGAACUUCGAGAACAAUUAGGGGCGUAUUACACUGAACGAGGAGACCAAAAAGCCAACAGGUUUCGUAAUAUAUAUUGGAUUGCAAAAUUAGCGUACAUGGCGUCGAUUUUUGAUCGUUUGAAUCAAGUGAACGUCAGUCUUCUAGGGAAGGGAGGUGAUAUAUUUCGAUCGACUAGCAAAAUCAAUGCUCUGAAGAUGAAAAUUCAACUCUGGAAAAAUAAUGCUUCUUCGGGAAACUUCAUUGACUUUCCCUUGUUAAGUCAAUAUUUGAAAGAGUCUGGGUGGGAGUUUGAGGACGUUUCAACGAUAAAUACCAUGGUUACCCUCAUUGUUGGUCAUUUAAACUUACUUGGUGAUAAAUUGGCUUUGUACUUUCCUGAAGAUAAUGACAGACGUUUAGAAGAAAACUCGUGGGUAAUGCAGCCAUUUACUAGUGAACCAACAGAAGACGAAGAAUUGUUGGAACUCCGGGAGGAUUUAAAUCAAAAAAUUUCAUUUCGCGAAAUGUAUUACUCAGAGUUUUGGGUUUCUCUUUUUGAAUUUCCCGAGUACAAAAAUCUGGCGGAAAAAGCCAUCGCUCUCUCUGGUGCAGAUGCCCACGACUUAUUUGUGUGA